Messenger RNA from Lynx canadensis (Canada lynx), 3973 nucleotides. It is a transcript of the gene NLGN4X, whose product is annotated as neuroligin 4 X-linked. Gene Ontology annotation, biological process: postsynaptic membrane assembly; modulation of chemical synaptic transmission; synaptic vesicle endocytosis. The record is from RefSeq and is a predicted model, not a curated record. Lineage: Eukaryota; Metazoa; Chordata; Mammalia; Carnivora; Felidae. The coding region runs from base 920 to 3370 and encodes 816 amino acids. Gene Ontology annotation, molecular function: signaling receptor activity; neurexin family protein binding. The transcript is spliced from 8 exons. Gene Ontology annotation, cellular component: postsynaptic specialization membrane; cell surface; synapse.
GGGAGACAUCGGGAGCUCUCGCUUCAAUCUCCCUUUUCCUUGCAGACCCGUCUGUGUCUCUCAGCACAGAGCUCUUAUUCAGACCUCGCCGUGCCCUUCCUGCUCCCACUGUCUUGCUUUCUCUUCCUGACGAUUUUAGGGCACAAACAACGAAUUUCCUCCAAGCGGCCGGCCUCGGUGGUCCCCGCAUUCCUUUGGAUGAGCACAUCUAGUUGGGAAUUGGACAAAGCCCAGGCUCCUGGACUCGCACACAGCCUCCUGAAUCCUACCCUCGGUCAGGAUUCCCUAGAAAAAUCUGGAUGUGUGAAAAAGAACACUCAGAGCCGGUGCAGAUUUUUCCACGGCUAAAGGUAUUUUUUUGACCUACUACGCGGGGUGAAUUGGAAUGGCUUUGAAGAUAUUCAUGAACCCCCAAAUCUUCAGUUGUAAAGAUGAAAGUACAUGGAGAGGCCUCCUUGAAACAUUAUCCUAGUGUGGAAUGAAUCCUUCUUCUGUCCGGACCUGAUAUUCCUCAGAAGGGAAAAAUGUGUUGAGAUGGAAAAGACAUCAAGUAUAUGUCCGUGGAGGCAUUUUUAAAGGCAUCUUCUUAGGAGGACACCGUGAUGGCGGACUGCUCUGCCUGGGAGUUUUCCUAAGGAAUCCUUGUCCUCGGGUAUCGGAUGGUCACCGCCUCCUUGGAGCCUCACACUUGCCGGGAUUCGGUGCCAGGAUUAAGAGAGGGCUGCUCUCUCUCGCAAUGGGCUGCCGAGACAACUGCUGGGUUUCUUCUUAACCUUGGGCUCUGUCUAUGACCCAUCUGAGAGGCUCCCCUCCUGGGUCCUUUGCUCCCUGGAAAGCCCUAUCUCUCUGCGGGCUCGCCUCACGGCUCUGUUUGCUUGGAGUUGUAUCACACGGACACCCGCGGAUGUGGAAGUGAACAAUGUCGAGGCCCAAGGGACUGUUAUGGCUUCCGUUGUUCUUUACCCCGGUCUGCGUCAUGUUGAACUCCAAUGUUCUCCUGUGGAUAACCGCUCUUGCCAUUAAGUUCACGCUCAGUGACAGCCAAGCACAGUAUCCAGUGGUCAACACAAAUUAUGGCAAAAUCCGGGGCUUAAGAACACCAUUGCCCAAUGAGAUUUUGGGUCCAGUGGAGCAGUACUUGGGGGUCCCGUAUGCCUCUCCUCCCACUGGAGAGAGGCGAUUUCAGCCCCCAGAGCCCCCGUCCUCAUGGACUGGAGUUCGAAAUGCCACCCAGUUCGCUGCUGUGUGCCCCCAACACCUGGACGAGAGGUCUUUAUUACACGAUAUGCUGCCCAUCUGGUUUACUGCUAAUUUGGAUACUUUAAUGACCUACGUUCAAGAUCAAAACGAAGACUGCCUUUACUUAAACAUCUACGUGCCCACGGAGGAUGACAUCCAUGAUCAGAACAGUAAGAAGCCGGUCAUGGUCUAUAUCCACGGCGGGUCUUACAUGGAGGGCACUGGGAAUAUGAUAGACGGCAGUGUGCUGGCCAGCUACGGCAAUGUCAUUGUGAUCACCAUUAACUACCGGCUGGGAAUUCUAGGGUUUUUAAGUACCGGUGACCAGGCGGCCAAAGGCAACUAUGGGCUCCUGGACCAGAUCCAGGCACUUCGGUGGAUUGAGGAGAAUGUCGGGGCCUUCGGCGGGGAUCCCAAGCGAGUGACCAUCUUCGGCUCAGGCGCGGGGGCGUCUUGCGUCAGUCUGUUGACCUUGUCGCACUAUUCAGAAGGUCUGUUCCAGAAGGCGAUCAUCCAGAGCGGGACCGCACUGUCCAGCUGGGCAGUGAACUACCAGCCAGCCAAGUACACGCGGAUAUUGGCAGAUAAAGUCGGCUGCAACAUGCUGGACACCACGGACAUGGUGGAAUGCCUUCGGAAUAAGAACUACAAGGAGCUCAUUCAGCAGACCAUCACCCCGGCCACGUACCACAUUUCCUUUGGCCCCGUCAUCGACGGGGACGUCAUCCCAGACGACCCUCAGAUCCUGAUGGAGCAGGGGGAGUUCCUCAAUUACGACAUCAUGCUUGGUGUCAACCAGGGGGAAGGCUUGAAGUUUGUCGACGGCAUCGUGGACAACGAAGAUGGUGUGACACCCAACGACUUUGACUUCUCCGUGUCCAACUUUGUGGACAACCUUUACGGCUACCCAGAGGGGAAAGACACGUUGCGGGAGACCAUCAAGUUCAUGUACACGGACUGGGCAGACAAGGAAAACCCCGAGACUCGGCGAAAGACCCUGGUGGCUCUCUUCACGGAUCACCAGUGGGUGGCCCCCGCGGUGGCCACGGCCGACCUGCAUGCUCAGUACGGCUCCCCGACUUACUUCUAUGCCUUCUACCACCACUGCCAGAGUGAAAUGAAGCCCAGCUGGGCGGACUCAGCCCAUGGUGACGAAGUCCCCUACGUCUUUGGGAUCCCCAUGAUUGGCCCUACUGAACUCUUCAGUUGUAACUUCUCCAAGAACGACGUCAUGCUCAGCGCAGUGGUCAUGACCUACUGGACCAAUUUUGCCAAAACCGGUGACCCAAAUCAGCCUGUUCCUCAGGACACCAAGUUCAUUCAUACAAAACCCAAUCGCUUUGAGGAAGUGGCCUGGUCCAAGUAUAACCCCAAAGACCAGCUCUAUCUACAUAUUGGCCUGAAGCCCAGAGUGAGGGAUCACUACCGAGCUACCAAGGUGGCUUUCUGGCUGGAACUGGUUCCCCACCUGCACAACCUGAAUGAGAUAUUCCAGUACGUGUCAACAACCACGAAGGUCCCUCCUCCCGACAUGACCUCCUUCCCCUAUGGAACCCGGCGGUCUCCCGCCAAGAUAUGGCCCACGACCAAACGCCCAGCCAUCACUCCCGCUAACAACCCCAAACACUCCAAGGACCCUCAUAAGACAGGGCCCGAGGACACAACCGUCCUCAUCGAAACCAAACGGGAUUAUUCCACUGAACUGAGCGUCACCAUCGCCGUGGGGGCCUCCCUGCUCUUCCUCAACAUUCUGGCAUUUGCGGCUCUGUACUACAAGAAGGACAAGAGACGCCACGAGACGCACAGGCGCCCUAGUCCCCAGAGGAAUACCACAAACGACAUUGCUCACAUCCAGAACGAAGAGAUCAUGUCCCUGCAGAUGAAGCAGCUGGAACAUGACCACGAGUGUGAGUCCCUGCAGGCUCACGACACGCUGAGGCUCACCUGUCCUCCAGACUACACCCUGACACUGCGCAGGUCUCCAGAUGACAUCCCACUCAUGACACCAAAUACCAUCACCAUGAUCCCAAACACACUGACGGGCAUGCAGCCUUUGCACACAUUCAACACCUUCAGCGGAGGACAAAACAGUACCAAUCUCCCCCACGGACACUCGACCACUAGAGUAUAGCUUUGCUGUUCCUUUCCGCUACAUCUGCUCCUUCCCACUGGAGAGAGGGAGAAAGAGAGAAGCAACGUGUGCCCACGAGGAGUGUGGGUCAUCCCACUGACAUAAGACAAAAAGAACAGGGCCACCAUCGUGUCCCUGUAGACCCAUCCCAUUGGCAUUUCCCAGUACGACAAGAUCUACUUCUGACCCUAUGAAAUGUGAAAAAGUAUACAUUGCUGUUACAAUACUGCUUUAACAUCUCCACCUCUCCAGAGAACGUUAGUUUGGCUAGGACAUCACCGUCUCCAGGACCUGGAUGCUUCCCGUGUUAACAAUAGAAGCUGACACUUUGGGGACUCAGCCAGGGACACUUAAGAAAAAAAAAAUUUUUUAAUUAACAGUUGAAAAAUACAAUAUGUGCCAUACGACGGAUGGCUCUACUUAAGGGAAGGACGAGUCUGUGGGAUUUUACCCAGUGCAUGGAGCUAUCAUCCAGACAGAAGGAGAAGUAGAAUUUUAUUAUUACAAGAGCCGACUAUGCAGUAACAUAUGUAUAGUUCUGUGCAAAGAGGUGUUUCGCCAGCCUGAACUAUAUUUAAGAAACUUUGUAAAAAAAAAAAAAAA